Messenger RNA from Lasiodiplodia theobromae, 681 nucleotides. Its product is annotated as RNA polymerase subunit. The record is from RefSeq and is a predicted model, not a curated record. The transcript has 3 exons. Gene Ontology annotation, molecular function: DNA binding; DNA-directed RNA polymerase activity. Gene Ontology annotation, biological process: DNA-templated transcription. Lineage: Eukaryota; Fungi; Ascomycota; Dothideomycetes; Botryosphaeriales; Botryosphaeriaceae. Gene Ontology annotation, cellular component: RNA polymerase III complex; RNA polymerase II, core complex; RNA polymerase I complex. The coding region runs from base 1 to 681 and encodes 226 amino acids.
AUGGACGACGGCAGGAACACUGAGGCCGAGCGCGAGGCUUCCCGCCUCUGGCGUGCAUGGCGCACCGCCCACGAGAUGGUCGCCGACAGGGGCUACGUUAUCGCCGAGUCCGAGUACAAGCUCACCCUGGACGAGUUCCGCCAGCGCUUCGGCGAUCCCACCGGCUACGUUGACCGCAAGCAGCUCGCCUUCUCCGCCGGCCCCAGCGACGACAUGAAGCGCAAGCACUACAACCCCCGCAAGCCCAAUGAGACCAUCGGCAACAUCUGGAUCGAAUUCAACGGCGACCAGAACAUCGGUGUCAAGCAGCUGCGCAACUUCGGGCACACGCUCAACGAGAACCAGUUCAGCUCCGGCAUCUUCAUCACCGCCGUCCCCGUCACCGGCGCCGCCCAGAAGAUCAUCCCCUCCCUGCACCCGCUCAUCAUGGAGAUCUUCAUGGAGCAGGACCUCCUCGUCAACAUCACCCACCACGAGCUCGUCCCCAAGCACGUUUUGCUCAGCGCCGAGGAAAAGGCCGCGCUCCUGCAACGCUACCGCUUGAAGGAGAGCCAGCUGCCGCGUAUCCAGCAGGGCGACCCGGUCGCGAGGUACCUGGGUCUGAGGAGAGGCCAGGUCGUCAAGAUCAUCAGGAAGUCGGAGACGGCGGGCAGGUACGCAAGUUACAGAUGGGUCAUCUAA